Messenger RNA from Neopsephotus bourkii (Bourke's parrot), 402 nucleotides. Its product is annotated as histone H4. NCBI's taxonomy places the organism in Eukaryota, Metazoa, Chordata, Aves, Psittaciformes, Psittacidae. Gene Ontology annotation, cellular component: nucleosome. Gene Ontology annotation, biological process: nucleosome assembly. The record is from RefSeq and is a predicted model, not a curated record. Bases 31 to 342 code for a protein of 103 amino acids. Gene Ontology annotation, molecular function: DNA binding; structural constituent of chromatin; protein heterodimerization activity. The transcript has a single exon.
ACGCCAGUUGAGUUGAGAAAGGUGAGGAGUAUGUCUGGCAGAGGCAAAGGCGGAAAGGGGCUCGGCAAGGGUGGCGCUAAGCGGCACCGCAAAGUGCUGAGAGAUAACAUCCAGGGCAUCACCAAGCCAGCGAUCCGCCGCCUGGCUCGGCGUGGCGGCGUGAAACGCAUCUCGGGGCUCAUCUAUGAGGAGACGCGCGGUGUGCUGAAAGUCUUCCUGGAGAACGUGAUUCGUGACGCAGUCACCUAUACGGAGCAUGCUAAGAGGAAGACUGUCACAGCCAUGGAUGUGGUGUAUGCUUUGAAGCGCCAGGGACGCACUCUCUACGGCUUCGGCGGCUAAACUCCAUUUUUGGGACAGGUCACUUUUUCAGAACACAAAGGCUCUUUUCAGAGCCACCCA